AUGAACUUGGCAAUACCGCUGAGAUUCAAGAGUGCCAAGAUACCACCGUACGACGAAAGUCAAGACCCGGAGGCCCAUUUAGAGGCUUUCAAGACCGAGAUGUUGUUCAACGGGAUCACUGGACCUAUUAAGGCCAGAAUCUUCGCGACGACCUUGACAGGUCAGGCAAUAGCUUGGAUAACCAGGCUCCUUAGGAACUCGAUCGACUCGUUCAAGGACCUAGCCCGGACUUUCCGACUAAACUUUGCAACAAGCAAAGCACAUCCAAUGCCGGCCUACGCUCUGGGAAGAAUCCGGCAAAAGGAGAAUGAAUCGUUGAGGAAAUACCUCGACCGGUUCAAGGAUGCCGCCCUCAAGGUUCGGAGCCUAACUGAAGCAGUGCACCUCCACCUAAUCAUCUCGGGAUUAGAUGGCGACUCUCCACUUGCGAAGUCCAUCUAUAAGAACCCGGUCAAUGAUCUGGAAGAGUUCCGACAAAGGUCGGAUAAAUACAUUGAUGUGGAAGACAUGCAAAAAGUCUACGUGGAGUCCCGAGGACGCAGUCCGACACGACGAAGCCCGAGUAAGAAAAACAACAAAGACCGGGACCAGCGGGGAUCGAAGAAAUCGAAGGACACUCGUGAUAAGAGGUCGGAAGAUCGGUCUCCAAGGAGGAAAUAUGAUGAUUACACGCCCUUGAACAUGUCCAGAUCUCGGAUAUGGAAAGAGGUAGCCCAGACUGAAAUGCGCAAUGUCGAGAGACCUCGACCCCUCAAAGCCAAGAGUGGAUUGGAUAGAAACAAGUACUGCGCCUUCCAUGACCAGAACGGCCAUAUCACGGAUGACUGCUGGGACCUCCGAGAUGCCAUCGAAAAACACAUCAGAGAGGGAAAAUUAAAGCAGUACAUCAUUCGAAUCAGGGCAAGAAGAAUAAUAAGCGAAGGCAGAGAAGCCGGAGCCGAAGUCGAAGCCUGA
This is a messenger RNA of Gastrolobium bilobum, 954 nucleotides long. RefSeq lists its product as uncharacterized. Lineage: Eukaryota; Viridiplantae; Streptophyta; Magnoliopsida; Fabales; Fabaceae. The transcript has a single exon. The record is from RefSeq and is a predicted model, not a curated record. Bases 1 to 954 code for a protein of 317 amino acids.